Molecule: messenger RNA, 1374 nt
Organism: Gadus macrocephalus (Pacific cod)
Lineage: Eukaryota; Metazoa; Chordata; Actinopteri; Gadiformes; Gadidae
Gene: nme6
Product: NME/NM23 nucleoside diphosphate kinase 6
Exons: 6
Coding region: 176-721 (181 amino acids)
Biological process (GO): GTP biosynthetic process; CTP biosynthetic process; UTP biosynthetic process
Molecular function (GO): nucleoside diphosphate kinase activity
Source: RefSeq, a predicted model, not a curated record
GUCGAGGUUUAGAGGGACCGCUUAAGCGAACGGACCAAAUAAUAAAAGCAAUAUUCUAUAGCGAAAUGAAAGCAAUAGCAGACCGCUUUUCAUGCAUUAUAUUUCAUUUUCCUAAAUGGCUUAUCCAUUAAUAUAUUUUCAUAAUAAAACGACUUCAUCUUCGUAGGUGUAAGCCAUGUUGUUAACCGCACGCCUGGCCAAAGCCCUCCAACUCACCCUGGCGGUCGUCAAACCGGACGGCGUGGCGCACCCCCUGGUGUUGGAGGCGCUUCAUCAGAAGAUCCUGGACAACAGCUUUGUUAUUGUUAAAUGCAAAGACCUUGCCUGGAAGAAACAGGACUCUGAGAAGUUUUACGUUGAACAUGCAGGAAGAUUCUUCUAUCAAAGACUUGUUGAAUUCAUGUCAAGUGGGCCGAUGCGGGCGUACGUUCUGGCCAGGGAGGACGCUGUGAGUCACUGGAGAGAGCUGAUGGGGCCCACAAAAGUGUUCAGGGCCAUAUACACCUCCCCAGCCUCCUUAAGGGGCCAGUACGGACUCACUGACACCAGGAACACCACCCAUGGCUCAGAUUCAAUGGAGUCGGCGCGGCGUGAGAUCGCCUUCUUCUUCCCAGAGUUCUCCGUGGAGGCGUGGAUGCAGCAGGAGGAGCCAGCGUUCCGAGCCGGAAGGAUGGCGUACGAUGAGCGGCGACAGAUCCACACGCUUCCCACGCAGAGCUGAACCUCGGAAGCAAAUCACGCAGUUCUGUUAAGAACUCCCCGUUGCCAAAUGUACAGACCGACCCUGACUUUUGAAGCCAUAUCCUCUGAAUAGCUGCACGUCAAAUCCCUCAUUCUGUUGGCGCUGAAGAAGUGAUGCUGUGGAGAUCUACUAUUACAAUUUAACCCUUUCCUUAUUACUGAGAAUAGUAGGAUUAGAUCACUAAUCCUACUAUUAGUGAUCUAACAGUAGGAUUACUAUUAGAUCUCUUGGAUGUUGACACUGUCAACAUCCAAGAGAAGAGAUCAAAUGUGUGUUUUCAACGUCUCUCCAUCGUUCCAGUUCUGUGUAGUGAAUUCAGGACCGUUUAUAUCUUUGAACCUUGAAUCUAUAUGGAUGUUACUUGUUCAUUGUGAGAGGAUAAAAUAUCCCUCAACAUGAGAGGUGCGAAAGAAGACGACAUAAUUUAAACAGACAAUUGUACUUUCACAUGGAAAGAUAUAAAUACACAAAACAAACGGUGCACAGACAUUUUAGAAUUCAUCAUCUUCACAGACCGAGUGCAGUAGUAGUGUUCGAUACAUCACCUUCCUGAGACGUUGUAACGUAUGCUGCUGGUAACUAUUAAAACAAUGUAUUAAUCAAAUGUGAAUAAAAUACAAAUUAAUUUAUAA